GAGGUCAACUUUUCCCCAGAUCCGCCAUUUCAGUCCCGGAGUUUCUUGUUGCACAUUAGUUUUGAUUUGUAGUUUUGAUUUGUUAUUUUUAAACGCCUACACGUUGAAGCGUUGGUGUCUUUUGUGAAACGGGAGUUCCGUCGACCUAAAAGCGUUGCCAAUGACUCGUAGAAGUUGCUAGGGCAACGGUAGUCAACCAAAAGUUUUUUGUAUGAGUCGCGGAUAAGGGAGAGGCUGCAGGGGAAAGGCCUCAAGCCUCGGACUGGAUUUCGCAGCCAUGGCGGGUAAUUUUGAUGCCGAAGACCGCGGGAGCUGGUACUGGGGACGGCUGAGUCGCCAGGAGACUGUUUCUCUUCUCCAGGGUCAGAGGCACGGCGUUUUUCUGGUGAGGGACUCGACAACCAGCCCUGGAGACUACGUGCUGUCCGUGUCAGAGAACUCCAAAGUGUCCCAUUAUAUAAUCAACAGCAUCAGCAACAACCGGCAGUCCGGUUCAGGUUUGACUCCCCCUCGGUUUCGGAUCGGGGACCAGGAGUUUGAGGCGCUGCCGUCCCUGCUUGAGUUUUACAAGAUCCACUACCUGGACACCACCACACUAAUAGAGCCCAUAAACAAGUCCAAGCACACAGGGUUCAUCAGCUCCUGUGCUGGCGUCCCGCAGCAGUCCGAGGAGGCCGAGUUUGUACGGGCGCUCUUUGACUUCCCCGGCAAUGACGAGGAGGACCUCCCCUUCCGCAGGGGGGACAUCCUGCGCGUCCUGGAGAAGCCCGAGGACCAGUGGUGGAACGCUGCUAACCAGGAGGGGCGAGCAGGAAUGAUCCCCGUCCCCUACGUGGAGAAAUACCGGCCUUCCUCGCCCACUGCUGCUGGCGGAGGUCCCCCUGUUGCGGGGACUGGACAAGGGGGGCCUGUUGGAGGGGUAGUGGGCAGCCCGGACGGAACAGGGGCCCCACCAGCAAACCCACUGGGGGACCCGGGCCAGUACGCUCAGCCUGUGGUCAACGCUCAGCUCCCUAACCUACAGAACGGACCCGUCUACGCCCGAGCCAUUCAGAAGAGGGUGCCCAACGCCUACGACAAGACGGCGCUCUCUCUGGAGGUUGGAGACAUGGUAAAAGUGACCAAGAUCAACGUGAACGGCCAGUGGGAGGGUGAGUGCAAGGGCAAAAGAGGCCACUUUCCCUUCACUCACGUCCGACUGUUGGAACAGCAGCAUCCUGACGACGAGAGCUGAGGAACACACCUGGCCUCGAAGCAGGUCCCCCUUUCCUCUUUUGGUCAUUUUGUCAAGCUCGGAGAGGAAAAGGUUGAAACAAGCACACCGUGUAUAUGGACCUAUGAAUCAGUCAGAAGCUCCUGACUGCUGAUGCAAAGACAUGUUGGAUGAUGUUAUUUGAAGAGUUUACACUAAGGUCAGACUGAUAUCGGUUUGCCUCUAUUAGCUCUCUCUCUAAAAGUUAGUCUGUUAAUGAUGAAUUCAACUCGUGCUAAAUCCACCUGCUGACCACCAGCAGCUGUUAAGGUGGUCUCCUGAGCGGUCUUUAUACGUGGUAAAUAUAUUUAUGCAAAGUUGUUUGUUAACAUUGGUAACACACACCGUCUGUUAAAGCCUUUGUGUCUAAUGUCUAACUGAUGGACAUCGUUUAAAUUAAACCGGUCUCAUUUUAAUCUCAAUUAAUACUGCCUAUUAACCGUUUAUUAACCGAAUAAUAAAUUCACAAGUUUUAAGAAUCCCAUGCACACCCUAUGAACCAAACUACAGGUGUCAAAGUGACCGUGGGUACACUUAGGCUUGGUGUUUUCUACUUGACCAACAAGCAGUAAAUUCAGUUAAUUCACAUAGCAUCAUGUAAAAAUAUUGACCGCAGUAAUGUAAUAAAAUUAAGAGAAUAAUAGGCUGUGAGAGAAACAGUUUUAAAGGUCACAUAUUAUCCUCCAUUUGAACCAGUUUAAAUAAGUCUCAGAGUUCCCCAAAACAUGUCUGAGAAGUUUUUUGUUCUAAAUCCACUCUGAUCCUGUAUUUGAUCAUGUCUAUAAACCCCUCUAUUUCAGCCCUGAUCAGAACAGGCUGUUUCUGUGUCUGUACCUUUAAAUAUGUAAAUGAGCUGUGUCUGACCACGCCCCCUCUAUGGAAGGGCUUGAUUGGCUCUGGCUUUCUCUCUCCAUGCCCUAUUGUUUACGGUGAGAAGGCAGACUCAGAGGGCAGAACAAACACCUAGCUGUGGGAGUGUCACCCACCUGGGGGAGGGGCUACUGCCCUUUGUGAUGUCAUGAAGGGAAAAUCUCCAAACGGCCUGUUAGAGCACACAUUUUCUGAAAAGUGGAACAGGCAGAAGACGGAGAGGAUGGACUUUUCUCAUGAUUGGGGGGUUUGUAGACAGACUAGAGACACAUGUUAGAGUUAGAGAAACAUGGUGAAGUGGAUUUUUAAUAAUAUGUGACCUUUAAGUGUAAAUAUUGGCCAGUGUCAGUAUAAAGCCUAAAUGAGCUGUAUUUGGCGCCAGUAACCGAUAUCAGUCCAACCGUAGUUUACACGCCUCCAGACCAGUAUUGAAGUCCACGCCAAACAGACAGCGCGGAGUCUACUCGUCUCUUCCUGUGGUAUCUGUGUAUCACCACCCACUACUCUUCAUUCAAACACAGACGGGAAGAAAAUCGAUGACAGACAGGAGACAAAAUACUCGGCUGCUCUCCCAGAAACCAUGACUCAGUGAGUUUUUGGAGAGCCAGACUGUGAACAAGCAGAGAGGAGAUUCUUCUUCACGGAGGGAAAGCCGCUCUUCUUCGCAGAGAUGACAUCACUGACUCAUUACGUGCCACACUACAAACAGAGUCCUCUUUUUUUAUUGUACCAAAAGUGGAAAAUAUUAUGAAAUUGACUUUAUAUAUAUAUAUAUAUAUAUACACACACCUUACAUGCCAAGAACUGUAAACAUUACUUUUUCCCGUAUAUUUCUUUUCCUUUUUUUGUGCCUGAGACUUCACGCUGAGUAUUUUAUGUUCCUCUUUUUUUAACACUAUUCAGUGCCCAGUUGAACGACUUUAAAUGCAGCGUUUGGCAAGAACAAAAAAAAAGCAUCCGAACAAGGAAAACACAAAGAUCCUCCGAGGCUGAUUUUAGAAGAUAAGAGGAGGAUGAGAGAGAGGUUGAGAGAUUUUAUUUUUGGCUUCCAGCAGGUUAUUUAUGACACUUUUAUCUGGAGAUGCUUUCGAGAUCAUAUCUGGACUUUAACACUAGAGCUACUGCCUUUGUCUUUUUAACAGGUAGAGCCAGUGUCAUUUCUCAGUGCCAAUAAGAUGCCCUGUAUGGAUUGUAUGUUUCUCAUCAAUUUUUGCCUCAUAUUUGAAUACAUGUUGAUAUUAUUUCACACAGUGUUGUCAUUAAAAUACACAUACCCACUGA
Molecule: messenger RNA, 3403 nt
Organism: Labrus mixtus (cuckoo wrasse)
Lineage: Eukaryota; Metazoa; Chordata; Actinopteri; Labriformes; Labridae
Product: adapter molecule crk-like
Exons: 3
Coding region: 278-1234 (318 amino acids)
Molecular function (GO): protein binding
Source: RefSeq, a predicted model, not a curated record